Dothidotthia symphoricarpi CBS 119687 is the source of this 2173-nucleotide messenger RNA. RefSeq names its product vacuolar ATP synthase catalytic subunit A. Bases 305 to 2131 code for a protein of 608 amino acids. NCBI's taxonomy places the organism in Eukaryota, Fungi, Ascomycota, Dothideomycetes, Pleosporales, Dothidotthiaceae. Gene Ontology annotation, biological process: proton transmembrane transport; ATP metabolic process. Gene Ontology annotation, cellular component: proton-transporting V-type ATPase, V1 domain; fungal-type vacuole membrane. The transcript is spliced from 9 exons. Gene Ontology annotation, molecular function: ATP binding; proton-transporting ATPase activity, rotational mechanism; ATP hydrolysis activity. The record is from RefSeq and is a predicted model, not a curated record.
GGAGCUAGCUAGUGCGAGGUGAGCGACAACGUCCAAGUCGACCUUUGCAUGCUGCAUCUCCGUCCUCGCUUGCAGACACGGCCUUCUCUUCUCCACCUCAUCCAGAAGAAGACCAUUGACGCCAUCUCGACGCUCGCACGCCGCACCCAAUCCCCCGCCUGACGCUGACGACACGCCCCUCCGUGUCCCGCUGCCACCGAGCCCACCGACAUCACCGCGCAGGGCCCCCAGCGAGCUUUCGCCGCCGCUCCUCAUCCUGCCCACCGACAGCGAUCAGGAACGCAAAGAGACGCCCACCGCCAAGAUGGGUCCGAAACCACAGACGAAGCAGGACGAUGGUGAAGAGCAUGGCGCCGUCUACUCCGUCUCCGGCCCCGUCAUUGUGGCCGAGCAGAUGAUUGGAGUUGCCAUGUACGAGCUUGUCCGCGUCGGUCACGACAACCUGGUCGGCGAAGUCAUCCGAAUCGAGGCCGACAAGGCCACCAUCCAAGUCUACGAGGAGACCGCUGGUGUGACUGUCGGCGACCCCGUCUUCAGGUCUGGACAGCCGUUGUCCGUCGAGCUGGGCCCUGGUCUGAUGGAGACCAUCUACGACGGAAUUCAGCGUCCCCUCAAGGGCAUCGCCGAUGACUCGGAAAGCAUCUACAUCCCUCGCGGUAUCGACUUGCCCGCCCUGGACCGCAAGAAGAAAUGGGACUUUACCCCCGGCUCCCUCAAGGUCGGCGACCACAUCACGGGAGGCGACGUCUUUGGUACCGUCUUCGAGAACAGUCUUCUCAACGAGCACAAGAUUUUGCUCCCCCCUCGCGCGCGCGGAACCAUCACCCGCAUCUCAGACAAGGGCAGCUACACCGUGGACGAGAAGAUCUUGGAGCUCGACUUCAACGGCACUAAGACCGAGUACAGCAUGAUGCACCGAUGGCCCGUCCGAGUGCCCCGUCCUUCCAACGAGAAGCUGUCCUCUGACCAGCCCCUUAUCGUCGGACAGCGCGUCCUUGACGCCCUUUUCCCCAGUGUUCAGGGUGGCACUGUGUGCAUUCCUGGAGCUUUCGGUUGCGGAAAGACUGUCAUUUCCCAGUCUCUGUCCAAGUUCUCCAACAGUGACAUCAUUGUUUACGUCGGAUGUGGUGAGCGUGGUAACGAGAUGGCUGAAGUCUUGAUGGAUUUCCCCGAGCUUACCAUCGAAGUAAACGGCAAGAAGGAGCCCAUCAUGAAGCGAACUACCCUCAUCGCCAACACCUCCAACAUGCCUGUGGCUGCCCGAGAAGCCUCCAUCUACACUGGUAUCACCGUCGCCGAAUAUUUUCGGGACCAGGGCAAGGAUGUCGCCAUGAUGGCAGAUUCAUCUUCUCGAUGGGCUGAGGCUCUUCGUGAGAUUUCUGGUCGUCUCGGAGAAAUGCCUGCUGAUCAAGGUUUCCCUGCUUACCUCGGUGCCAAGCUUGCGUCCUUCUACGAGCGUGCCGGUCGCGUCCAGGCUUUGGGUAGCCCUGAGCGAUAUGGAAGUGUAUCGAUUGUCGGUGCUGUCAGCCCUCCAGGUGGUGACUUCUCGGAUCCUGUUACCACCAGUACUCUCAACAUCGUGCAGGUCUUUUGGGGUCUCGACAAGAAGCUCGCCCAGCGAAAGCACUUCCCCUCCGUCAACACUUCAAUCAGUUACAGCAAGUACACAACGCCGCUCGACAAGUACUACGCGAAGAACAACCCCGACUUCCCUCGUCUGCGCGAUCGCAUCAAGGAGUUGCUCACUACUUCGGACGACCUUGACCAGGUUGUGCAGCUUGUCGGUAAAUCAGCUCUGGGUGACGGCGACAAAAUCACGCUCGAUGUGGCAACACUGCUUAAGGAGGACUUCCUGCAGCAAAACGGUUACUCGGACUAUGACCAGUUCUGCCCAUUGUGGAAGACGGAGUGGAUGAUGAGGAACAUGAUGGCGUUCCACGAUGAGGCCCAGAAGGCAGUUUCGCAAGGACACAGCUGGCCCAAGAUCCGCGACUCGACAUCUGAGAUCCAGGGCCAACUUCGCUCGAUGAAGUUUGAAGUUCCUAGCGAAGGCGAAGAGGCGAUCACGAAGAAGUACGAGGAGCUGCUCCAGAAGAUGACUGAGAAGUUUGCGGCGGUCGCUGACGAGUAAAUGCGGAUACUUAGUGGUGUUUGCAUGCGCGGUUGUGUCGAG